Messenger RNA from Solanum verrucosum, 1748 nucleotides. RefSeq names its product extensin-1-like. The record is from RefSeq and is a predicted model, not a curated record. The transcript has a single exon. The coding region runs from base 150 to 1748 and encodes 532 amino acids. NCBI's taxonomy places the organism in Eukaryota, Viridiplantae, Streptophyta, Magnoliopsida, Solanales, Solanaceae.
ACUUUGCUAUCAUCUUAGUGGCUAACCAUGAAGCAAAUACAUAAAUGUUAAGAAGGAUGUCACAAUUGGACUAUAAAAACCAGAGAUCCUAACUCAACUAUGCAACACAAGUCUUAGUUCUAUCCUUUCUUUUCUCUCCAAGAAUCACAAUGAGAAGCUUUUGGAAUUUGGGGCAAUUGCCUCUUCUAGCAUUUGCUUUGGCAAUUUGCUUUGUAGCCAGCACUGUUGUUGCUGAUUACUCUUAUGGCUAUACUUCUCCCUCACCUUCUAACAUCUCUAAGAAGUACUACAAAUCACCAUCUCCAUCUCCAUCCAACUAUCAUGAACCAACUCCAUACUACAAGAAACCGGAGAAACAUGCUGAACAUUCUCCAUCACACUAUUACAAGUCCCCUACUCCUUCAAAGCAUUACUACAAAUCACCAGUAGUAGUGAAGUAUUACAAAUCACCAGUUCCUUCAAAGAAGUACUACAAAGCGCCUUCCCAUCCAAAGAAGUACUACUACAAGGCACCUUCCCAUUCAAACAAGUACUACAAAGCCCCUGCUCCUUCAAAGAAGUACUACAAGUCCCCUGCCCCUUCAAAGAACUAUUACAAGUCACCAUCUCCUGCAAAGUACUACAAAUCUCCUUCACCUGCAAAAUACUACAAGUCACCUGCUCCAUCAAAGCACUAUUACUAUAAGUCACCAUCCCCUACAAAGUACUACAAAUCUCCAUCGCCUGCAAAAUACUACAAGUCGCCUGCUCCAUCAAAGCACUAUUACUACAAAUCUCCAUCACCUGCAAAAUACUACAAGUGGCCUUCACCAUCAAAUCACUAUUACUACAAGUCACCAUCUCCAACAAAAUAUUACAAGUCACCCGCUCCUUCUAAAUACUAUAAAUCUACCCCUUACUACAAGUCCCCUCCACCUCCUCCAUACUACAAAGAAUCUACCCCUUACUACAAGUCCCCUCCACCUCCCCCAUACUACAAAGAAUCUACCCCUUACUACAAGUCCCCUCCACCUCCUCCAUACUACAAAGAAUCUACCCCUUACUACAAGUCCCCUCCCCCUCCACCAUACUACAAAGAAUCUACUCCUUCCUACAAGUCCCCUCCACCUCCCCCAUACUACAAAGAAUCUACCCCUUACUACAAGUCCCCUCCACCUCCUCCAUACUACAAAGAAUCUACCCCUUACUACAAGUCCCCUCCCCCUCCACCAUAUUACAAAGAAUCUACUCCUUCCUACAAGUCCCCUCCACCUCCCCCAUACUACAAAGAAUCUACCCCUUACUACAAGUCCCCUCCACCUCCUCCAUACUACAAAGAAUCUACCCCUUACUACAAGUCCCCUCCCCCUCCACCAUACUACAAAGAAUCUACUCCUUCCUACAAGUCCCCUCCUCCUCCCCCAUACUACAAAGAAUCUACCCCUUACUACAAGUCCCCUCCACCUCCCCCAUACUACAAAGAAUCUACGCCUUCCUACAAGUCCCCUCCCCCUCCACCAUACUACAAAGAAUCUACACCUUCCUAUAAAUCACCUCCACCUCCCCCAUACUACAAAGAAUCUACUCCUUCCUAUAAAUCCCCUCCCCCUCCCCCAUACUACAAAGAAUCUACCCCUUCAUAUAAAUCCCCUCCCCCUCCCCCAUACUACAAAGAAUCUAUCCCUUCCUAUAAAUCCCCUCCCCCUCCACCAUACUACAAAGAAUCUACACCUUCCUAUAAAUCUCCUCCACCCCCAUCAACCUACUAA